Messenger RNA from Komagataella phaffii GS115, 1935 nucleotides. Its product is annotated as Type II phosphatidylinositol 4-kinase that binds Las17p. The coding region runs from base 1 to 1935 and encodes 644 amino acids. The transcript has a single exon. Gene Ontology annotation, biological process: endosome organization; phosphatidylinositol phosphate biosynthetic process; Golgi organization. The record is from RefSeq and is a predicted model, not a curated record. Gene Ontology annotation, cellular component: lysosomal membrane; endosome; plasma membrane. Gene Ontology annotation, molecular function: 1-phosphatidylinositol 4-kinase activity. Lineage: Eukaryota; Fungi; Ascomycota; Pichiomycetes; Pichiales; Pichiaceae.
AUGGAUUCCAAGCCAUUGUCUGGGGUGUCACUAGCGGAAGCUAGUAACUUGAAUCUGGAUCCAUCUGUACAGCUGAGGUCCAAUAGCUCUAUACAAGAAAACUAUCCGGAUCCAGCUAAUGUAUACACGGAGCAACUAGGUCAUUCCCCAUCAGAGAGGGACACACUUCUCCCGCAGAGCCCUAAUUACAAUGCUACGAGUCCUUCCCAAGGUGCUGGCCGAUCACCUUUGUCGAAGAAGAAAAGAACGCGUUCACUACUUUCUACGGACAAGUUGAAGUCCUUAAACACGAAACUAGGAAAGUGGACCAGAGGGCUUUCAUACAAAUGGUGGAUAGUACGGUCAAAGGAUGUAGAAGGGCAGCCUAGUGAGAUCCUUUUCAGUGUUUUCAUGGCACCACCUUAUGUGCAGCCUCUUAGAAGACUUCCAGCGGGAGGGUUGAUGAAUAUGGGUCCAACUUCAAGAGAAGAUUUUGCACAUAUAGUAGAUGACGUUAUCGAUGCCAUAGAACAGGGGAUAAAACCAACUAGAAUUUCACAAGGCUCUUCAGGAUCAUAUUUUAUGUACAAUACGCAGGGGAAGAUAGUGGGAGUGUUUAAACCAAAGGACGAGGAACCGUAUGGACCCUUGAGCCCUAAAUGGACCAAAUGGAUUCAUCGAAACUUAUUUCCUUGCUUUUUUGGACGAAGUUGUCUAAUCCCUAAUUUGGGAUAUAUUGCAGAAUCUGCAGCGAGUCUUUUGGAUCGCCAGUUGCAGUCUUUUAUUGUUCCCUACACAGACACAGUGCUACUCUCGUCCAGUAGUUUCUACUACGCAUUUUGGGACAGGUGUACUCACGCUUGGUCUAAGAAGCCGUAUCGCAAGAAGGUGGGUUCAUUUCAGUUAUAUUUAAACGGAUACAUAGGAGCAGAUGAGUUCUUCAAAAAGUAUCCCUUGCCAGCUGACAAAGGAAGGAGCCUAUUGCCAUUUUUACCCGAUAAACACAAGAAGAAAAAAACUUCCAAAAAGAGACAAAGAGGUGAUACUAGACAUUCUAUUUUUGACAAAGACACUGUUUUUGAGUGGAAUAGGGAUACCUUACAACAAUUACGAGAACAGCUGGAAAAACUGGUAAUUCUGGAUUACAUCAUACGUAAUACAGACAGAGCUUUUGACAAUUGGAUGAUCAAGGUCGAAUGGGAUGAAUACUUAGAUGAAGAGGCGAACGAGGCUUAUAAGAGGCCGAACUUGAAAGUUAGAGCAAUAGACUCCGGGCUGGCAUUCCCUUGGAAGCAUCCUAAUGAGUGGAGAUCCUUCCCUUUUGGUUGGUUGUAUCUUCCAACAUCAGUGAUUGCAAGGCCUUUCUCAGAGAGAACCAGAAGGCAUUACCUUCCUCUUUUGACUUCCAAAGAGUGGUGGGAAGAAACUUCAGUGCUAUUCCGAGAAAUGUUUUCGAGAGAUACAGAGUUUAAGGAGAGAAUGUGGAGACGUCAAUGGGCCGUACUAAAGGGACAAGCUUUCAAUGUGGUUGAAACCCUUAAAAUUCCAGGUCAGAGCCCAUUAGAUCUUGUUCAAAAAACCAGAAUAAUGGUCUGGGAUAAUGUCGUGGAGAUCCCAGUUUCCUACGUUCCUAGAGACAUUGAUAUAUAUAAUGACUCUCCUGUUUGGACAUACCAAAAUUAUGAUGAAGAGUACUGGAGCUCCAACAUUGCUCACAACUCACCAGGAAGGUAUCAUGAACACGAACCAACCACACCAGAGUCUGAGUGUUUGGAUGAUCCCUUUUCUUCGGCUGCGUCCACUGAUCGUGGAGGUUACGCAAUUAGUUCAAAUGCAAAUACUCCUGGACGGGCCAACACUGAUUCCAUUCAAAAGCCGACCACGGCUACAAGAAGACUCAUCGUGGAGAGGUUAGAAACUAUCACUUCCAAACCACCUGUUUUCACCUGGUGUUAA